AUGGGCAUUUUAGGAACUUGUCUCAUUGUGCUAAGUUGUUUUAGCUUCGCAUACGGAGAUGCAUCCUACCAAGAAACCUUGAAUUUGAGGCCAUUGCCGAGAAACAAAUUACUUUCUACUUUUGAUUUCAAAAUAGAUUCGUUGCCAUUUGAUCCCUCCUACCAGGGUACGCCCGACGGCCCUCAAAAGAAUUUAAAUCACUAUACCUUAUUCCCAAGCUCACUCGGUCCAAUAAUAGAAUCAACAAAUACUAGAGAAUUGUCUCUCAGGUUUACGCAAGGUUGGUGGGAUGCUCAAUCGUGGGGCAAACUACCCUACGAUGGUUCAUUCAGUGGUGGAACUGGUGUUGAAGUUUUGGCAUUGAUUGAAGCACCAAGCAUAGAUGUUGCGCGGAAACACUGGUCGAGGUUGACAAAAAAUCUAUCGGGAUUUUUCUGUGCAUCUUUGAAUUUCAUUGACAAAGAUAUCACCACUUUUCCCAAGUACGCCAUCCAGGAUUCAAACAUUGGCAAUUACAAGCCUGAAGCAGGCAACAAACUUUAUUUGCUCCGUGCGGCAUUACCUAGUGAGCCCGUUUGUACUGAGAAUUUGACACCUUUUUUGAAAUUAUUGCCUACUGGAGGCAAAGCUGGGAUAUCAUCACUUCUAGAUGGUCAUAAAGUUUUUGAUUCGUUAUGGCACGGAAUGUCAGUGGAUAUCGUUUCCGAAUGCACUGGGGAAGGCCUUUGCAAAUUGAACUUGUACCAAACAGUGAGUCAAGUGAUCGAUAUUGUCAGAUCCUUGCGUAAAAAGGAAGAAGGUGGGAUUCCAAAGCCCACUCCAGGUGAAAAAUUGCGAUGUGAUACUUCCAAGGAUUAUAAUAUAUGGCAAUGCUUUCCAUUGAGUGAUCCAACCGAAUUGCAAUGGAGCUUGCAAACGUUGUAUGGUCGAACUAUCAAAGGACCAGCAUUCGAAGGUGAUCAGGAAGUCAGCAAGGUUAUAAUCGACCAUGAUCCAUCCGUAUGGAAUGUCACUUUGCAAAAGGAAAGUCCGACUUUUGUGGCGACAAGAUCUUUCGAUACUCAUGGCUCAAACACCAUAGUGGAGUCAAUAACAGAGCCAUACGAUUAUGAUUUUAAAUUUUCGACAUCCAACUCCAGCAAGGUUGUACCCAUUGAAGCCCCUCCGUUGUAUGUCUCACGUUCAUUAACGGGAUACUCUUUAGAUAAAGGAGGUUUACGUGUUGUUUUCACCAAUCCUGGGACCGAAGAUGUCACAUUCACCUACUUUGAGUCAUUACCUUGGUUUAUGAGGUUAUAUUUGAGUACAUUGGACAUCACUUUGAAGAAUUCGACUGGGACCUUCCAUAUCAAAGAUCAUUCACAGUUUAUAAGGAGUAGGUGCUAUAAACCUGCUGUGGAUCGUGAGAGACCAUCCCAUUUAGAGUUUGUCUUUAGCGUUCCUGCGUUGCUGACUUUGGCAUUAACGUAUGAUUUUGAUAAAUCGUUGCUACUAUAUCGAGAGUACCCGCCAGAUGCCAAUCACGGAUUUGAUGUUGAGCCAGCUGUGAUCAGGGUCAAGAAUGAGAACAAUGGUGGUGUUUAUGAAUUUCGAACAACUAGUUUAUUAUUGACAUUACCGACUCCGGAUUUUUCAAUGCCCUAUAAUGUGAUUAUAUUGACAUGUACGGUCUUGUCGUUGGCGUUUGGCACCAUGUUUAAUUUAUUAACAAAAAAAACGGUUACAGAGGAGGAAUUUGAGCUUGCUUCACAGCAAACUAAUUUAGCCAAACUCAAGCGAGCCAUUUCCUCAAGGGUCAACAUGCUCAAAACUAAAGUAGAAUAG
This is a messenger RNA of Lodderomyces parapsilosis, 1824 nucleotides long. RefSeq names its product GPI-anchor transamidase subunit. The transcript has a single exon. The record is from RefSeq and is a predicted model, not a curated record. Lineage: Eukaryota; Fungi; Ascomycota; Pichiomycetes; Serinales; Debaryomycetaceae. Gene Ontology annotation, biological process: attachment of GPI anchor to protein. Gene Ontology annotation, cellular component: GPI-anchor transamidase complex. The coding region runs from base 1 to 1824 and encodes 607 amino acids.